Molecule: messenger RNA, 1205 nt
Organism: Dermacentor albipictus
Lineage: Eukaryota; Metazoa; Arthropoda; Arachnida; Ixodida; Ixodidae
Gene: Det
Product: baculoviral IAP repeat containing deterin
Source: RefSeq, a predicted model, not a curated record
AUGGCGCGCGCCACCGCCGCCCGAUUCAACGGGUUGAGCCACAGAACACGUUGAGCCUCAAUCAUCCAUCCACCUAUCUAUCCAUUCUUGGAUUUUGAAAAGAUGGCACUGGUCCACGUUUCGAGAGCGCGCGCAUGAGCGCGGGCGUUUUGUAGUCGUGUUUUCAAACCCGCCCUUUUGGAAAAGUGGUGCUGUGCCGAGCGAAGAGGAACACGGUUUGAAGCUGACGCUUUCUGAGCAACCCGACAUCAUGGUCAAGACAUCGAAGCCGUCCGUUGACCUGUCCCUGAAGUCGGUGCUGCUGGCGCUAACGGACAGUGACAUGCACCGCUUCGAAACUCGCCUGGCUAGUUUCGAGCACUGGCCGCUGACCGGCGACUGCAUGUGCACGCCGGCACGGAUGGCCGAGGCCGGUUUCUACCACUGUCCAACGGAGAACGAGCCAGACCUUGCUCGUUGCUACGUGUGCCUCAAGGAGCUAGACGGCUGGGAGCCGAAUGACGACCCAUUCAAGGAGCACGCGCGCUCGACGAAGUGCGCCUUCGUUCGCUUGGGCAAGAAACACGAAGACCUCACAACACUGGACUAUAUCAAUCUCGAGAAGGCCCGAUCCAAGAACAAGGCCCAGAAGUGCAUCGAAGUGCAGAAGGCGGAACUGGGAGAGGACAUGCGCAAGGUCAAGUAUGAACUGGACAAAGUGCGGAGGAAGAAGCGUUGACCGGUUGCGUGUGUAGCACAGGGCGUCAGCGAUUUUGUGCUCGUUUUACCGUCUUUUUAAACCUGCGUGGCUUUUUUAAUCAAUGCACAUCAUUCUUUUUAACGCUACCUUAAUGUUUGACCAUUAACUGUACAGCAAUGAAAACUUGGCUUUUACAAUACUCGCUUACUGUGCUGAAAAAAAAGGGGGGGGGGGGGGUGCAGUUCGGCCAGAGCUCCCGUGUCUCAAGUACUUUUGUCCGCAUCUGGCCGCCUCGCGGUAUUGUCUAGGUUCCACAUUUACCUAGCAUGCGUGUGCUCAUUGCGGCGAUGAGUUAUGCAGUUUUUUUCCCCUCAAAAGAUGGCGACAAGCUCGACUGACUAUACAAAUUCCGACUGUGUGGGUACCCGGAAUAAUGUCAGCAGGAGCUCAAGACCUGUUCUGUGACCAUUGCUUUGGUGCAGCAAUGCAGCUGCUUGCAAACACAAUAAAUACACUAAACAAGGUA